This is a messenger RNA of Ostreobium quekettii, 2823 nucleotides long. The record is from the annotation of a GenBank genome assembly. NCBI's taxonomy places the organism in Eukaryota, Viridiplantae, Chlorophyta, Ulvophyceae, Bryopsidales, Ostreobiaceae.
AUGACGCGCGAGAGGAAGCAACCGUCGUGCUGGCAGACGCUGUGCUGCAUCGCGGCGGGUGCGCGCCACUCCGAGGACCACCUCACGCCCCCGCUGUCCGUAGCGUCCUCCACCGUGCGCAGCAUCGCCCUGGACGCUGAGCUCGACCAGGCCGGCGGAAUGGCAGCCGGGGUGCGGUACAAGCCGGUGUACAGCCGGCGCAACGCCAACGGCGCCUGGGGGCCGUGCAUUGCGGCCUGCGGCGUGCGGCCGCUGCACACCAUGAGCAUGCACGAGGUGGUGGCGGUGGGCGAGAGCCGGCGGUGGUCUCCAAAGAGCGCGCCGGGGGCGAUGUACCCCAGAGGCUGCGGGAUGGGGACGUUUGUCCUCGAGAGCCAGGAGGUGGAGGUAGUGGGGAGGGGAGGGGGCCAGAAGACGUGCAGAGAGUACUCCCCGGUGGGAGGCCCAGGGGCGAGCUCCGCGCGGCGGCCCAGUCCCGCCGGCCACAGCCCCGACAGCCUACCCGGCCGGCCGGACUCCAACCUGAGCGCCCGCAGCGGUAUCGAGGCAAUAGUCAGCGGGCGGGCGCGGCAAGAGCCAAAGAAGGAGCUGCAGCUGCCGGCGCUGACGAUCGCGCCGCGGCUGGACGCCUCCUUAUCGCCCAAGUUCUCGGAGUUGGCGACGGAGGGGGGGGCGUACACGCCCACGGCGUGCACGCCCUACAGUGCCUUCACGCCCACCUCCGCCUACUCGUACUCCGUGUCGGAGCAGUUCUCGACGGUGGGCGGGUUUGACCCUGCGUCGAUCCAGUGGGGCGGGUUCCUUGGGCGGGGCAACUUCAGCACGGUGUACAAGGGGCGUAUCGACGGCAUCGACUACGGCGUGAAGAUCAUCCGCAACCCGGUGAGCAAGGGCACGGAGCGCUUGGCGGGCUUCAUGGCCAAGAACGUGCUGCACCCCAACCUGGUGCGCGUGUGCGGCGUGAAGAGCGUCACCGUGCACUGCAGCCUGGAGGACGCGCACACGCCGCAGCGCAGCAUGGAGCGGUCCAUGAGCAUGGUGUCUCAGGGGGAGGCGUACCCGGAGGGUUUCCUGAACUCUGGGCGCACGGGCAAGACCGAGCUGACCAUCCUGGACGACGACAAGUCGGAGUUCAGCAUGCUGGCGCGCAACAUCCCGCAUAAGGGCGGGACGGGCCGGGAGGACACGGAGACUUGGGUGCUGAUGGAGUACUGCGACGCCGGCACGCUCGAUAAGGCGAUCGAGCGGGGCUUGCUGUGCGAGGGCAUGCGCUUCGACAAGCCCAAGAUGCUGCACGUCCUGUUCGCCGCCCUGGAGAUCGCCUCCGCCAUGACGCACCUCCACUCCUGUGGCAUAAUCCACGGCGACCUGAAGCCCGAGAACGUGCUGCUCCAGUCCUGCGACCCGUCCCCCAUGGGCAUGGAGUUCACCUGCAAGGUCGGCGACUUCGGCUUGAGCCGGCGCACGAGCAUACAUGCCACGCAGCAAAACGACAGCUUCAACUGCGGCACGGUGGCCUACAUGGCGCCCGAGGUCCUGCGCGACAACACCUCCACCUACGCCGCUGACGUCUUCUCCUUCGGUAUCCUCCUGUGGGAGAUGCUGUCGGGGCGGAAGGCCUUCGCCAGCCUGUCGCAGCCCGCGACGCUGGUGGCGAUCGUGGAGGGCCGGCGGCCCAAGGUGCCGGCCUUCUUCCCCAGCUGGUACGCCCAGCUGUUGGAGGACUGCUGGAACCACAACCGCCAGGCGCGGCCCAACUUCGCGGACAUCGUGGAGAGGAUCAACCUCAUGGUGCUGGCGUUCGAGAGGCCGCGCACGCCGGAGCAGUUCAUGCCAGAGUCGUACUCGUCCAACCACUCGGAGAGGAUCGUGGCCUACCAAGGCGCCCAGCAGUUCAUGGAGGGGGACCUGCACACGAACCCCUUCUACGAGCACGACCAGGACCACCCUGAGGGCAUGUUCGAGCAGGCGGGCUACCCCGUGGCUGAAGCCAGCUUCCACUCCAUAUCGUUCGACGACAUGGCGUGCGGAGCCAACGCGCCCCUGGCGCCCACAGGGUCCGUCUUGCCCAGCCCGAGGCGAGGCAGGCAGCACGCCCGGGCCAAGCGCAACACCCUCUCCGACAACUCCCUCCCGGACCUCAAGGAGUGCGACCCUCAGGCGGAGCUGACCGACUCGCCCACACCCACGCCCGCCGAGGAGGCCCCUUCCUCAUCCGCCAAAUCCCAGCCGCAGCAGCCGCGGCAGCGCCCACCGACCCCACCCACCCAGGAGCUCUCAUCCCAUCCCGUCGACGCCUCCGAGGAGUCCGAGAUCGUGACGCGGUUCCGGAAGUUCUCCGCCAGCCUGAGGCGCGCCGGCCCCAGUCGGUCCAGCCCGGUGCCCGAGGACCGCGUGACGCUGCUGGGGCCGCCCAAGAAGGUCACGGCGCGGAUGCAGGGCAGCGGGGAGAGCCUGAGGGAGAGCACGCGCCGUGUGAGCGGCCUGUCCACCGAGCCCUCCACGCCGCGCAGCUCCUGCACCACGCCCAGCGGCGACAGCGAGUACUGGGGUAGCGACUGGAGCCCGCCGCACACGGCCGGCCAGCCGCAGCGCCUGUCCGCCAGGGGCAAGCGCCUGGACGACGCGGACAAGGACGCGGGCAGGCGGGCGGGGCGGGUCGUCCGCCGGGAGGCUGCAGGUCAGGACUGGCAUGGACCUGGCGGCCCAGCCCGUGCACUACGUCAAUCAGUGGGACCCGAUGAUGUCCGGGGGUUUUAUUGGGGACUCGGACAGGGGCACGUCCCUCAUACGCCCCGUGAAGAUCGAGGAGCUGGGGAAUGA